Gossypium arboreum is the source of this 3379-nucleotide messenger RNA. Its product is annotated as protein ALTERED PHOSPHATE STARVATION RESPONSE 1-like. Lineage: Eukaryota; Viridiplantae; Streptophyta; Magnoliopsida; Malvales; Malvaceae. Bases 309 to 2753 code for a protein of 814 amino acids. The transcript is spliced from 4 exons. The record is from RefSeq and is a predicted model, not a curated record.
AAAGUGGAAACAAUACGAGAAUUUUGUUUGGUUUGAUUUGACUUGAUUUCAACACUAAUACGCUCCAGCAAUAUACACACCGACGCACAAGGAAAGCACUGUUGGUAAGCCUUUGUUUCUCUCUCUUCUUUCUGCUUAUCUAGAACCCUACCACAAUUCUCCCCACUGGCAAAGAUUCCUUUCUUUCUUUCUCCUACCCUGAACUUUUCUCCAGAAACAAUCACUCUUAUCAUGUUUUUCGUUUCCUUCAUGUAAAGCAGUUGCUACACUUUGCUGGGUCGUUUUUUUUUUUUUGGUUUUCGUCAGUGAUGGGAUGUUCUAGUUCGAAGUUAGAUGAUCUGCCGGCAGUUGCUCUAUGUCGGGAACGAUGUAGUUUCUUGGAUGAAGCGAUUCAACAACGUUUUGCUUUAGCUGAAGCUCAUGUUGCUUAUACAGCUUCUUUGAAGUUAUUUGGACAGUCUUUGAACAAUUUUGUUGAUAAUGAUUUCGGGACUUCUUCAGGGGCGUUGCCUCCUUCUCCUCCAUCUCCUAAUAAACUUAAAAGCAAAGCGGUGGAUCCAGUUCAAGUUGGGUCAAGUUCACCCAAGAAAGAUGUUAUUUCUCACCACCAUUCCCAUUCCCAUUCUGGGUCUCAUCUUCACUUCGAUUCUGGUUCUGAUGAAGAUGAUUCUGCCGGGUCCUUGCACCAUUCAGAUCAUUCUUCUCCUUUGCACCACGAUGGUGGGGGUCCUCAUAUUGAGUAUUUGCACCAAAAUUACCCCAAUUAUGGUGCCUACGAAACCGGGUCUUUCCCUGGUCGGUAUAUACAUAUGAAUUUUAUGAAGAAGCAACCAACGCCGUCUAUUGUUUAUGAACAAAGGCCUGUGAAUCCAGAGAUAGUUUAUAUGGGUGAAUCUUCAUCAUCAUCUUCUUUUUAUAAUAACAAUAAUCCUAGUUCUAGUUCAUAUCCUUAUCCGGGUUAUCAAAAUUACGGUGGUUUUAGUAAUUAUGCUUUCUAUCCGGCGCCUGGUUAUCAGUCUUCACUGCAACCGUCGUCAGUGGCUGGAGGGUCAUCCUCGAAACCACCGCCGCCUCCACCUUCACCUCCGAGAACCUCAGCUUGGGAUUUCUUGAACCCGUUCGAGAGUUAUGAAAACUACAACCAUACGUAUACGCCGAGUAGGGAUUUGAGAAAGGUGAGGGAAGCGGAAGGGAUCCCUGAGUUGGAAGAUGAGAAUUAUCAACAUGAAGUAGUUAAAGAAGUGGACGGAGAUCAGAAAUUUGUUGAUAGCGGAGGGUAUUCCAAGUCCCCGGCUGAAGAAGCAGCUAAGGGAGUUGUUACUAGUGAAGCAGAGGCCUCGCUUUAUCAGAGCAGGCCUAGUGUAGGGGUGGAAAAUGAUAGGGUGGAAUAUGAGGUUCAUGUGGUGGAUAAGAAAGUUGUGAGUGAUGAGAGCGCUGAGGAGCGUGGUAAAGGGUCAAAAGGCCCUCCAAGGAAUGUUUUUGAGGUGAUUAGAGAGAUACAAGUUCAGUUUGUUAAAGCUUCUGAGUCAGGGAGUGAAAUUGCAAAGUUGCUUGAGGUGGGAACACUUCCUUAUCACCGUAAACAUGCUUCGAAGAUGUUGCAAGUAGUUACUCCUUCGUUAUCAUUAGUAUCAUCUCAGCCAUCUACUUCUAAGACUGAUUCAUCGGCUGACAAUACUGAUCCGGCUUUUCUAGACUUCAAUGAAGAAUUGGCCAAGAAACAGAGAAACCUUUCCUCUACAUUGCAGAAGUUGUAUCUUUGGGAAAAGAAACUCUACAAUGAAGUAAAGGCUGAGGAGAAGAUGCGGGUAGCUUAUGAUAGGAAAUGCCGUAAGUUGAAGCAGUUAGAUGAAAGGGGUGCUGAAGCUAACAAAGUUGAUUCAACCCGGAAUAUAAUCAGGAGCCUAUCAACAAAGAUAAGAAUUGCAAUUCAAGUUGUUGACAAGAUAUCUGUGACAAUUAAUAAGAUCAGAGAUGAGGAGCUAUGGCCACUGCUCAAUGAACUGAUUGAAGGGUUAAAUCGAAUGUGGAAAUGCAUGCUUGAAUGCCAUCAUAGUCAGUGUCAGGUAAUUAAAGAAGCCAAAAGUUUAGGUUCUAUUGGAUCUGGCAAAAAGCUUAGUGAUGACCAUCUUAAGGCCACUUUGCAGCUUGAGCAUGAACUUAUUAGUUGGACUAUAAGAUUCUCUAGUUGGAUAGGUGCCCAAAAGGGCUAUGUCAGGGCUUUGAAUAAUUGGCUUCUGAGAUGUAUUCACCAUGAACCUGAAGUGACUGAUGAUGGAAUAGCUCCCUUCUCACCUAGCAGGGUAGGUGCACCCCCUAUAUUCGUAAUCUGUAAUCAGUGGUCACAAGUAAUGGAUAGAAUAUCUGAAAGGGAGGUGGUUGACUCCAUGCGGAUUUUUGCCAUGAGCAUAUUCCAGCUUUGGGAACAAGAUAAGUCGGAAAUGCAUAGGAGAAUGAUGGCGAAUAAGGAUUUAGAGAGAAAGGCUAGGAACUUGGAUAGAGAGGAUCAAAAGCUACAGAAAGAGAUCCAAGCGAUGGAUAAAAAAAUUGUUUUGGUCUCUGGAGAUGGUAAUAGUCUCUCAGUAGCUGGACAUGUGUAUCAGAGUGACACUAGCAACACCAGUUUGCAGGGUAGCUUGCAACGCAUUUUAGAUGCAAUGGAAAGGUUCAGUUCUGAGUCCUCCAAAGCCUAUGAGGAGCUUUUGGAACGUGUUAAAGAAAGGAUUGCUCAAGAUCAUGAAAGAGUUACGUAGGGCUGUAAAUAGCGGCUACAAGCGUCUUGCUCUGUGAGAAAUGAAGCUCAAGCGGUGGUCAAACAUUCUUGUAAUGCAAAACUUGGCUGGUUGCUCUUCUGUCAGGGAAAGACUUGGUAAUGACUCAUCAUCUGCCUCUGGCAACAAUAGUUUUAGAUAGGCUAUGAUAUGCAUAAAUGAAGAGAGAUCGGGAGACACAUUCCACUGGGUGUUGCAGAUUGCAAAGCCUUCCAACUGAGAACUGUCGGGGUUUGCCUAGAUCCCGAGAUAUUGACGGUUGGUGAGAACCUAUUGGUGGUGCCCUUGUAGAAGUACAAAUCAUCGUAUUCUAUCAACUAGAUGGCAUCAUGCACCACCUCUGCCAUUGAAGAAAAUGGAGUAUGCUUCUGCAAACAAGAGCAGCAAAUGUAAUCAAAGCAUCUGAGUAAGCAGAUUCUCCAUCAAUUUUGCAUUUCAGCGUGAUUCAAGUUACAGGAAUACCCGCUAAUCAAAUGUUGUACUAUAAUGCAAUUUUCUUUUCCAUUUUGAAUUAAAUUAUUUCCAUUUUUGUAUAGACGACUGUUUUGGCACACUGCAAGUUGAAGGCACAUCAAUAAAGCAAAGUUGUCGUGAAGAGCUAAAUGAAA